Monascus purpureus is the source of this 851-nucleotide messenger RNA. NCBI's taxonomy places the organism in Eukaryota, Fungi, Ascomycota, Eurotiomycetes, Eurotiales, Aspergillaceae. The record is from the annotation of a GenBank genome assembly.
CGACUCUAUUCAGAUUUUCACCGUAGCACCAAUAUUUACUACCUUCCAGAGAUCGACAGCCCGAAUCUUCAAGAAUAUCCCUCGCGAAUUGAACCGCUACAAUAACGACCAUGACAGCUCCCAACCAGGAGCAGCUUAAAGCCCUCGAGCAAACCCGCCAACGCCUCAUCCAGCUCACACACUCCCUAGGCUCAUUAAUAGGAAGUCUAAACCAAAGCGACCCCCUUCCAUCGUGGUCCUCACUACAAUCCCAAGCAAACAUAAUUUCCAACAACCUCCUCAACGUCUCAUCCAUACUACGCGAAUACCAGCCUCUGUUCUCCUCCCUUGUCGCCUACCCGGCCCCUUCAUACCCCGGCAAGACACAAGCGAAUACCCUCGAACAACUCCUUCGGACAAAGCUAGACCCUCGUGUCGAUGAUUGGGUUUCCCAUGGCCGGGCUGUAGGGGCAAACGUCUCCGGUCUUUCUGGGGUGCAGAACCAGGAAGGGGGGAAAUCAUCGCUGAGCGAACAGGAGUUAGAUGAAUUGUGGGCUUGGGCGCCUUUGGAGGCGAAUCGGGAAGCGAGGAGGCGGAAUUGGGGUGGGAAUUUUACGUUGGAGGAAAUGGAGAUGGGUGUCGAGAAUGUUGUUACCGGGUUGAGGAGGGAAUUGGAGGUUGAUGAAGAAGAUGAGGAUGAAGAAGAAGGCGAAGAAGAUGCUGAUGGGAUGGAGGUUGCUCCGGGAUUGGCGCAGGGUGCGGUUGACGGGGGCCGUGGUGAAGGCGCGCCUGAGAAACCGGCCAUGCCGGGGAUGGGCUUAGAUGAGAUUAUGAGGUUUAUGACUACGGGUGUGGCUCAGAAGGGCAGAUAA